UGAGAGGUGAGGGGGACAGCGCUGAGGGGACAGGUGAGAGCUGUGAGGGGACAGAUGACAGAUGGGGGGACAGUGCUGAGGGGACAGGUGAGAGCUGUGAGGGGACAGGCCCUGUGUGCCCCCCCCAGGCUGUCAGAGCUGCUUCCCCGGAGGUUUCCCAGAAGCCCAGCAAUGGGAUGCCCUGUGAGCGCCCAUCCAGCACCUGCCAGCGGUGGGAACAGGGAAACCACAGCCAAAGUUAUCAUAAAGAGAUGGCAGGCAUUGCACUUUUGUUUUCUAUUGAGCCAUCCUCACCUUAAUGAAAAGUUGUAGUGUUGCUGCCUACUACACCUAGAUUUGAAGAGCUGACAGGCUCCUACAGAAGAUGGUGCUUUGCAACUCCUGUUGCUAAAACUGCCGCCAGUUCUGGGAAGUGUUUUGCAAACAGAGCUCGAGUCAGAAGGAAGGAAACGAAAAGGUUUUUAAUGGAAUUUGCCCGAUAACACACAGAACAGAAUCAUGUUGCCUCUCUGUAUAACAGAACACAUUUACAACUUUUUGGGAUCCUUUCAGGCACCAGCUUUUAUGGAAAUACCCUUCCUGUGAGCUGACCUUGAACGCUGGGCUCAGGCUGUCAAAAGCUGAUGUUCUGCACCCACCUCUGGACAACUUUACAACCUGGUUGUUUGGAAAGACCUGUCAGCAUGGAAGAUCAUGAGCUCACUUACAGUGAGGGAGAGCAGCAAAUAUCUCCUCAACCAUUUCUGGAAGAGGAAGAAAAUGCAGCUGGUCAGUUCAGUGAUGUGGAAGGACCCUGGGAAGAAUAUGAGCUGGAAGAAAAGCUGUUUGGUGGUGACGAGAUGGGAACCAAGGACACUUCUGGAGAUGUUGAAGACCAGUCUGAUUCCAGCACGGAAAGCUUGGAGCACUCUCUGGGUGACAUUAGCAACACUCGGGCUCUGCUGGCUGAGGAGAGAAUUCACAUAGCAGCCGUACAGAGGAACAUAAAAUUGCUUGAUGACAUGGUCAAGGAGAAGAAACUGGUGGUCCAAAAAACCGGACAAAAGCUGUGUGCCUGUCAGCUGCGGAUCAAGAUGCUGGCAAAGCAGCUGGAUCGUGUAGACAUGGAAAUAGAGAGAGAGAAGGAGGCUGGCAAUGUCCCAGCCCUGUCCCGCCUGCAGGCCGUGAGCCGCCGGCUGCGCUCCGAGCUGGAGAGGGAGAAGGAGUCGGAGCUGAUAAUUGAUUUGAAACUAGACCAAGACAAGAUGGAGAUGUGGCAGAUAGAAAUCGAGCAGGGAAAAUACGAAGUGAUCCGUGACAAACUUCAGCAAGAGGAGGAGCAGCUCCAGAAGCACUACCAGGAGCAGAGGGAAGGGCGGAUUCGGAAGGAAAAAAGAACAGCCCUGCAAGCAGAAGGGAAGCGCCGCUCCCGGGAGCAAAAAGAGGAGAAAGCCCAGAAAGAACAUGAAGAAAGAAAGAAAAAAAUACUUGAGGAUGCCAAAAGGAACCACAAGAAAGCAGCCUGCUUCCUAAAGCAAAGCACAGCAAGAAUUCAUGACAAAAUUGCAAAGGAAGAAGAGAAAACUCAGGAGCAUAUGGAGAGAAGGAUACAAGCUGUGCUUUCCCUGAAAACCAGCAUCACUUCCAACAGGGAAAAGCUCCAAACUCUCCAGGUUUUGAACAAAGCAAAGGCCUUGGAGGCAGAGAAGGAGAAGAUGAAAAUGAGGGAAGCCAUCCUAGCAGAAGGAGGCAAUGUUGUCCAGGAAAUUUUCCUCCAUAAACGACAGCUAAAGCACGAAAAAGAGGAACAAGCUUUCAGAGAACUGCAGAAAUCAAGAAAAAUUGAGAUUGUAUCUCGAAUUCUGAAAGAAGAAGCUUCUUUUCACAAGCAGAAAGAAAGUCAGUCCCGUAUUAGGGCAACUAAGGCUCGGGGUAAAGUUGAGGACCCUUCAGUGCAGAGAAAGGAAGCCUGGCCCUGCAGGGAGGAGACCUGCACACGUGCAGGUGGAGCCACAGCACAGGAGUCCUGGCUCUCUCCAUCACCUCCUUCCUUGGCUGGUGAGGGAACUGCUCCCGAGGGAGGGAGUCCUGAGGACACAGCCCAGGAUGUGCUCUGGGAAAGUGGGGAUGAUGAGAAAGAGAAGGAAAAGACCCUCUUAGAACCAGAGUUCCCGGGACUUUGGGGGCAGGAAUAUGACUUGCACAAGAUACCCAAGGAAGAGGUGGAUCCAACACAGCUGGCUAUCAGGGCACUGAAAAAAGAGGUGUCUGAGAACAAAAUGGAGGAAUUCCAAACUGGAAGUUUGGCCAAGCAAACAGUGCCUGGUCGUGAACACAAGGGCUGUGCUUUCCACAGCAAGCCCAGCUGCAUUCAUUUCAAGGAUUUUGAUGUUGGUCAAACCUACAAAAAGAAGAUAAUUUUGACCAAUGCCUCCUACAGUGUUAAUUACUGCAGGCUGGUGGGGAUCAGUGAGUGCCUCAAGGACUUCAUCAGUGUUCAUUUUGAUCCACCUGGCAAAAUGUCUUCUGGAAUGUCCUGUGAAUUUGUGGUAACAUUCAAGCCAAUGAUAAAUGAAAGUCUGGCAGGAGAAGUCAUGUUUGUGGCACAGACAGGUUCCUUUUCUGUCCCACUGCAAUGUACAGUCAAGAGCUGCGUUCUGGCUCUGGAUAAAGAGCUCAUUGACUUCGGCAGCCACGUGGUGGGAGAGACGAUUUCCCGGGCCAUCAGCCUGACAAACAGCGGAGCUCUGGGAACGGGAUUCAAAGUUCAGGCGUCAGCAGGUGACAGGAGCACACACGGAGCGACAGUAAAACCUGCCCCUGGAAGGAUGGUCCCUCGACAUUCCAGUGGCUGUGACCCUGAAGAGGAGGGGAGCAGCAGUCCUGGGACAGCUGGGCUGGGAAAGCAGGUCCAGAUUUGUGCUGAGCCCGGCGAGGAGGUGACCCCCUGUGCAGCCCAGGAGCCACAGGGACCCCAGAGCAGCAGUGCCACGGAACAACUUGAUCAAGAAGUGUUGAGUAUGAGAUCAGACCUGGACACAGACAACGCACGGGAUUCAGUGGAGCUUUCUCCUGAAGAAACACCAGUUGAAAUUAUGCUUGGAAAGGUCACUGAGGGGGAGGUUGGACCCUUCAGCUCGGUGCAAGUCCCGGUGCUGUUUGUCCCAGCUGUCCCUGGGGACGUGAGGGCAGAGUUUGUGAUCAUGUUUGACAACCCAGACUGCAAACCACUGUGCUUCAGUGCCGUGGGGGUGUCUGUGGACGUGCCCCUCUGGGUGCCCAACCCCGACGUGGACCUCAAGAUCUGCCUGUACGACCGGCUGUACCAGGACUGUGUGACCCUGCGGAGCAGAGCAAGCACCACGCUGCGUUUCAAGUUUGAAGUGUGCAAAGAACUGAGCAAGCACCUGGAGCUGCUCCCAAGGACAGGCUACAUCCAGGCUCAGUCAGCCUUCAGUGCACAGCUCAAGUUCCUGCCCAGGCAGUCUCUUCCUGAAGAUGCAGGGAACUAUUUCAAUGCAGAGACAAGAAUCCUGGAGGUCCCAGUGACAAUAGUGAUCAUGGACAAGGCUAGAACAGUCAAUUUUACUGUCCAUGCCAUUGUCUCUACUUCUGAUCUGGAAAUCAGCCCAGCAGAGAUCAACUUUGGGCACUGCACCAUCUAUGAAGCUGUUCAGGCAAAUGUCACAGUGACAAACAAAUGCCUCUUGCCACAGGAGUUUGGAUUUGUGGGGCUGCCAGAGUUUGUUGAAGUUCAACCCAACGAUGGAUUUGGAGUUAUUCUUCCCCUGGAGAGCCUGACAUUGGACAUAAUCUUUAAAGCUACCAAGGCAAAAGAGUACAGCUUUGACCUCACCUGCACGACAGAGAUUAACAGACAAUUCAAGCUGUCAUGCAAAGCAGUUGGAGUCCACCCACCUCUUGAAUUGUCUCAUUCCUUGGUUCAGUUUGCUGCAACAGCUCUGAACUCUGUGUCUGAAGCCACCCUGGACGUGCUGAAUCCCCACGUGAGUGGGAACAGCCUCAUCCACGCUGUCCCUCGGAUUGGCACGGGGGAACCUGCCCCAGUUGGACCCACUUCCUUUGAAUUCCACGUGCCAGAGGAUUGUCCCGUGACAAUUACACCUUCUGUGGGAACUGUGCUGCCUGGGCAGAAAAGCUCCAUCCGAGUGUCCUUCAGCCCCGCGCUGCCGGAGCAGCUCGUCAGGGAGGAGGCAGCUCGGAGGCUGAGCAGAGCAGCUGUGCCAGAGGCAGGAAUUCAAAUUCCCAGUGGUGACCCUCAGGGUCUGUUGGACAAAGAAAAGAAAAAUGGAAAGAGAGAGGGAAAGAAAUUGAGCAUUUCCAUUCCCAAACAGCCUGAGAAUAAUGGAGGCAGGAAAAGCCUGACUGGAGAGCCAAAACCUGAAGAGUUAAAGCCUGAUUCUGAUGCUUACAGGGCAGCCCAGGCCUCCCUGAUGAGGAGUUUCAGUGGGAGUUUUAAGAAAUACAUCAUUCCCUGCUUUGUUGCAAGUGGACAGGCUGCUGGAGAGAAGGGCUCUGGACACCUGAGCUGCAGCCCUUACAACACGUUGUACCUGGAGCUGCACUGUCCAGCUGUGGCCCCUCCUGUUCUGGUCACUUCAGACAGUGGGGACAACAUGGUCGGUUUUGGAGACGUUUCCGUAGGCCACAGGACGAUGAAGCGAAUCACCCUGCAGAACAUCUCCCUGGGGAGGGUGGGGCUGGGAUUCUCAGCCCUGAAUCCCAAUGGCCCCUUCCUGUUGGUGAGAGCAGUUAGAAUGCUUGAGCCAGGCGAAAGCAAAGCCCUGGUCAUCUCCUUUUGUCCAGAGGAGGAUAAAUGGUUCUGUGAGACCCUGGACAUCAGGGUGGCCAAUUCCACCCUCAGCCUGAGCCUCUCUGGGCACGGGGUAGUGCCAGGCACUGUCUGCUCUGUGGAAGGAGUGCUGGACAUGGGAUAUGUCAUGGCUGGGGAACAGGUGACUUCCACAGUCCUGGUCCAGAACACUUCCAGCCUGGCCCUGCCGUUCUGCACCCAGCUGGACUCGCUGUCACCCACCCGGGACAGGGACCGGCAGAACAUCCCGGCCUUCCUCAGCUCCUCUGGGCAGAGAACAGAGUUUGUUGGAACACAGAACUACAGUGGCUUAAGUGUGUUCAGCGUCUUUCCAACAGAGGGGGAAAUCGAGGCUGGGAAGAGCCAGGAGUUUGUUGUUACCUUCAGUCCUGACCAUGAGAGUCUGUACUACUCCGACCGCCUCCGGGUCGUGCUCUUUGGCAAGCAAACAGCCCACGAGGUCCCCCUGCGGGGAGCGGCGCGGGAGCACCCCAUGUUUGUGGAGGGGGGGGUUCCCCUGGACGUGCCCGUGGAGUCCUUGGCUGUCACAUCGUCUGUGGCAUCACAGGAAGCACUGACGGCAGAGCCACAGGAGCCGGUGAGGUCCCUUCUCCUGCUGCUGGAAUCUGUGGAUGGAGGGGGCCCUGCAGAGCCAGCCAGGGCAGAGCUGAGGGUGGGGGCUGUGGACACACCUCUGCUGGCAGCCAAGAAGGCCGUGGAGUUCAGCCUGGACUCGCUGCCGGAGCUGGAGCGGGCGGGGAUCGCUGUGGAGGAGCCCCGGGGAGCGCUGGAGCGCGGGCAGGAGCGGAGCAUCCGCGUGUCAUGGGCGCCACCUGCAGAGCUCAGCGUCAGUGACCCUCCCCUGGUGACAGCCCUCCUGACCCUGAAGGGGGACAUCACGGUGUGUUACCGAGUCCUGUUCAUGGCUCGAGUCGUGUCUGCCUGUGCUCCCACCCCCUGAGGGCUCCCGGCCCAUGGAGAGGAAGAUGGAGGCUGACAUUGCUGGGAAUUCACUGGAUCUCUGGGGAAACGUGGGGACAUUGGGGAUUGUUGCAAGUACCUGAGGGGAGCAGGGAGGGAAGGGACAUUUAAUAUUUCUGCUCUGUUUUCCCCAAAAUUCUCUGUAAACUCUGGUGCCACCAGGGUCAUUUUCCAGCUGACUCUGGGACAAUAAUCUGGUGGUAGAAGAAGGAAUUAAUGAGGGGCCCAAGUAGCUACAACUGCUGUUAAUCCCAGUGUCUCCCAAAGGUGGGCAUUCCACCAGGAGGAGUGUUUGGUUUACAUCCACAUGGGUGGGUUUCAAACGAGGUCUCAUUUUCCAAUUUCAGAUGCUUUUUAUAGAAUUUGGAAGAUCCUUGACUUUUUUAAGACCAGAAUAAAGUUUCAUAUCCAAGGCUCCUGCAGCCCAUCUGGGCAGUCACUCUUACAGUGCCCUCUGCAACCUGCCUGCUGAGAUGUGGUCUGGGGGAGCAGUGCCUGUGCUGCUCCCUGGGUGUGAUCAGACAUCCUUGCCCUACAUCCUGGCUGUCCAGGAACUCUGGGUUUCUCUGUUUGCUUCCCUCUGAAUUCUGACUAAGAGGAGAUCCCUGCCUCUCUCCGGGGAGGGCCCUGCAGGUGUAACUUGUGUCAGGAAGCAGCAGCUGGUUCAGGGCAGCCCAGGGUGGAGAGUGGAGGGAUCGGGGAGUCAGCACUGGAAACAUGGAUAAUCUUUGACAUCUUGUGUCAGCUCUGUCCUGAGUCACUGCAAAGCUGUAACCAAGUUCCCUCCCCCCACUCCGAGGGUGUGUUGCCCUUUGCCCCCUGUGGCUGUUAAAUCACCGGUCUGGGUGAGGCAAUCCCAGAAUGGAAACCCUGUUUGUAAAUAUUCCUGUGGCUCCGGGGGCUGCAGGAGCAGCAGCAAAGCCGCUGUCACGAGAAAUACUUCAGCAGGUCUUCCCCCGUGACAGAGGAAGCUUGUGUGAGUGAUGAGGGGGUUCCUUGUUUUUCCAGCCAGUUGUUUGAUCCAUUGAGACCUGUUCCCAUUUAAUAAUGGCUCGAGUGGCUGUGGAGUCACUUAACUCUUGAGUCUAAAGACUGCAGAUGCUGCAGCAUCAGAGAGGGGAGGGGCAGGAGCUGGGGGUGGCAGUGCCAGCCAGAGACAGCUCUGCCCUCGCCAGAGCCCUGGCACAGCUGGGCUGGAGGUGGGGACAAUGGAUUUUGUGUGCUGGUUCUCCCACAGCCUGAGAAGGGCCAGUAAAUCCCACUCCAUCACGGAAAACUGCUUCACGUGGAGCUGCCCGGGGGACAGGGACCCGGGAGAGGGCAGUUCCCAGAGAGCAAGGGAGGGCACAGCGGGUGGGAGUCAAAGGGUUAUUCCAGGCACAUAAUUUGGAUCCUUUGGAAGCAGACAAUUGGCUGGGAUGGCUGGUGACUGGAAACAAUUCCCCUCAUAGUUCAGACAGACGAGCUGGACCAGAAGUGGUGGGUUUGUAGGUGAUUCCAUGAGCACAGAGCUGGGAGCACUGGUGUGUUCUCUGGGCAGGGAUCAGUGCCAGCUCCCAGCAGGAGCUCAGCACAGCAGCCACGGCCUUCCUGCAAGUUCAGCUCUUGAACAGGCACAGGAUCCUCUUCCAUUCUGUGCUUCCAAAGCAGGUUAUCACAGUCAGAGCACUUCAGGCAUUAAAACUGCCAGGAGAUUCUAAACAUGCCACUGAGUCCACCUUACAGGACCCCAGUAGGGAUGGAGCCCUUACUGUGAGGACAGCAUGGAAAGUGUGACCUCAGGAAUAUGUCUACAUUUCCUAGAAGCUUAAGUUUUCUGCACUUGUGAUCAUUCUGCUUUCAGACUGAGUUUUUGCAACUGUGAUCACUCCUGGGUCACUGGACACAAGGUUUGUGAUUUCCCAUUUGCAUCUAAAAUCAUAAACUGCAUCCCGUGCUGAUGCAGCUCUGGUUUAAUAAACAAUUCACAUCCGUGGAUGGUCUUUAUAAUCCUUAAAAGGCAAACCCAGCUCAUUUCUGACACAGAAAGUAAAAGAAUAAGCACCAGUGUCACACACAUAUGAAUAAUUCAUGUUCUGCUUCUCCAGAAGUGACUUCAGCGAUUGCUUCACACGUAUGAGCACAGGUUUUCCUG
Molecule: messenger RNA, 7928 nt
Organism: Lepidothrix coronata (blue-crowned manakin)
Lineage: Eukaryota; Metazoa; Chordata; Aves; Passeriformes; Pipridae
Gene: CFAP74
Product: cilia and flagella associated protein 74
Exons: 43
Coding region: 624-5774 (1716 amino acids)
Source: RefSeq, a predicted model, not a curated record